This is a messenger RNA of Suillus discolor, 1776 nucleotides long. Its product is annotated as GH3 auxin-responsive promoter. Lineage: Eukaryota; Fungi; Basidiomycota; Agaricomycetes; Boletales; Suillaceae. Gene Ontology annotation, cellular component: cytoplasm. The record is from RefSeq and is a predicted model, not a curated record. The transcript has 7 exons. Gene Ontology annotation, molecular function: acid-amino acid ligase activity. The coding region runs from base 1 to 1776 and encodes 591 amino acids.
AUGUCGAGAUCCAACCCCACGCCAUAUUGCAAUAAUGUUACAGAUCUACAGCACUCCUUGUCCGCUGAACUCUCUCAGCGGCUCAAGGAUCUCCUGAAUCAAGCCCUGCUCGGGUUUAUACGGCCAAAUUCCAUGUCUCAGUUUGCUCAACAUGCUUCCGAGUUGGCUGACUUCCGCGAGGCUAUAGCACAGAAUUCGAAUGAUGAUAUAGAAUUUCUGCGCAGCUUCCGAGAAUUCGUUCCAACUACGAACUACGAACCUUACAGGCCGUUCAUAGCCAAGUUUUUUGCGACCCCUUGCAAGGAGUCUGACGUAAAGAGCAUGUUCGCCCCAGGACUGCCCUACUGCUUAGCCAUUUCCAGCACGACAUCUGGAAGAGCGCCAAAAACAUUCCCGAUAUAUCGACCUGCAUCGCACCUUUUGCAUCAUCCCUUAUAUUUGUCGCUUCGCCACUCAGAGGGUAGUAUCCUAUCACCAUCUUCUUUGAGUUUUGGGCAAGCCCUGAAAAUAGAUCUUGAGGAUGGUCAAAGCUCCAAGAUGUCGCCGGUCUGCUCGGUAACCGUCGGUUUUCUGCGAAUGCAAAAGAAUUGGGACGUCGAGCACGAUAUGGACAGACUCAACUUGUGGGUUCCAGGGAACACGAGUCCAUACGCGAUUUCCUUGGUGAAGAAUUAUCGUGCUUUCUUCAUUUUGAAUGCGCUAUUUGCACUCACAGACUGUCGGGUGACAACUAUCCGCUUUCUCUUCGCCAGUGUAUUCGUCAAUUUUUUGCAAUACAUAGAGGACGAGUGGACUCUCCUCAUCGACUGCAUCACGAAAGGGAUCAUUCCAGACUUGGAAAACCUAGAGCACGUGCGAGAACCUUUGGAGAAUCAUUUUACUCCAAACCCUGUCCGUGCUGCCGAGCUUCGCGAAAUUGGACCUCCUGGUAUCGAGGGCUGGGCAGUCCUUGUGUGGCCUGACUUGAAAAAGUUCAUCGGGAUCACUGGAGGCCCCGCUGCUGCAUCCGUUCCAAAGGUUACUCACAUCCUCGGACCUUCUGUUGCCAUGCAGUCUCCUUGUUAUGGCAGCUCUGAAUGUUAUAUCGCCAUACCAUAUUUCAACGGCAACCCAAAUACCGACUUCAAGGUAGUGCCCAUAGAUGGGGUCACCGAGUAUCUGGACGUGCGUUCCAACGAGCCUUCUGAGCGUGUAUUAUCCGCUUGGGAGCUUGAGACUGGAGGGCAUUACGAGCCCGUCUUGACGACUCGUAAUGGCUUGUGGAGAUACCGUAUCGGCGAUGUCGUCGUCGUUAAAGGCUUUUCGCCAGAUGAUGGAUUACCUGUCAUCAAUUACCUUCAUAGGCGAGAUGGCUCACUUGGACUGGCGUAUGGAACAACGUGUACAGAGUCGCAAUUGACGGAUGCGAUCGUAUCUGCGUCUGAACGAUGGAUCGGCCAAAUCAUAGAUUUCACUGUUGUGGCCGACGAGCGAGACACGCCAGUCACUUAUGGGUACUUGGUAGAAAUUGGAGGCGAUAUAGGAAUGGAGGCGAAAAUGGCAACACAACAAGUUUUUGAAGACCUCAUGAAAAACAAUGAGUAUCAUAUGGCUUUUUGGCAAGGGAGAGCGAGGAAGCCAACCGUCCGUCUCGUGAAAAAAGGCACCUUCACUGAAUAUCGCAGGCAGAAAUGCGAGAAGACAAACGUCUCGAUGGCCCAGGUGAAGGUUCCCAUCGUCUUAUCCGACCCAUCGUUUAGGGAAUGGCUCCUGCAAAAAGUUAUCAUGGAGUUGUAA